Messenger RNA from Brassica napus (rape), 530 nucleotides. RefSeq lists its product as uncharacterized. NCBI's taxonomy places the organism in Eukaryota, Viridiplantae, Streptophyta, Magnoliopsida, Brassicales, Brassicaceae. The record is from RefSeq and is a predicted model, not a curated record. Bases 9 to 395 code for a protein of 128 amino acids. The transcript has 2 exons.
UCUUUUAAAUGAUUCAUUAUUCUGAAUCAAAAGUUGGUAUAAUACCAAAACUAUUGAGAGAUUCCAUCAGUUAUUUACAGUUUUAUCUAAUGAAAAUGGAAGUAGGCAAGAGAAUGGAGAUGUUGGAGAGGAAGUCGUCGAUAGAGACGGAGCCCAUGACAUUGCAUCUCGAUCAAAUAGAACAUGCUCGAGAGGAGGCAUUGUUUGUGAUAAGAACAAAGACAUUUCAGGAAGCUAUGGAUAUUUUCACAAAGGAGACGCAAGAGGGGUUAAGGGCGGAUGAGGAGAAAAGAGGAAGAAGAUGUUUAGAUUUGAAGGAUUAUGAUGAUGAUCAAGACGAGAGAUUAAUCUUUCUUGAUCCUAUUGGUUGGGACAUUGUUUCAGCUCCUUUUUAAUUAAUCCAAGAAACGUUUUUGCUUUGUUUUGGCUUUUAUAUCUUUAUUAGUUUUCAUCUACUCCUUAAAUCUUUCUUGUAAUAUAUCUUUACAUCUGAAGAUGUUUUGUUGAUGAAUACACUGUAUAUUUUAGAA